GCAAGUUCAGGAAGACAAUGAGAGCCCGGCUAAGCAUUCGCAUUGUCGCCCUAUGCCUCGUGCUGUGGCAGCUGCAGGCCGCCACAGUCAUGGGCCAGAAGUACUACAUGAACUUUGCAUUUAACAACAACAAUCCGGACGGCACCAGUGCCGACAAUGGCGGUGAUAAAGCCCCAGGUCUGCCUGGCGGGGAAGUGCCCGAUGCGGGCAGCAAUGGUGAGAGUGGUGCCAACGGCAGCGGUGGCGACGCCAAUGCCAGCAGCAAAGACAGUAGCGACAAUGACGAGAAAAGUGGCAGCGGUGGCGGUGGCGGCAGCGGCAGCGGCGGCGGGGAUAAGAGUAAGGAGGAUGGAUCUGGCGAAAACAGUGGGGACACCGAAAAGGCCGAUGACAAUCCGGGCAGGGACGACGAUGAUGAUGACAGUGAUAGCCACGAUCCUAGCAGCCGUCGCGAGAAAAUACGCCAGGCAGAGGAGGAGGGCGAGAAGGGACCCGAUGGCGAUCACAGCCAUCACAGCAGCUACGAGAUCAGCAUUGACGACAGCUUCGGCGGCCGCUAUGUGCGCUCCAUAUACGAGAGCUCCGAGAGCCACGGCCACUCGGGCAGCGUGGCCGGCUCCGGGUCCGGCGGACGCGACAAGGUGAACGAGGACAGCUCAGCCGGUGAGGCACCCGGUGGGGCACCAAAUGCAGAGCAGAAAACGUUUGGCGCCAAUGAUUACGAGGAGUACAAUGGGGACGCUUAAUUCUGUGUAUUGAACAAUCGAAUGCAAAUGAAAUUUUCACAAUAAAUAAAGCAUAUAGUAUGUAUGUGAA
Messenger RNA from Drosophila busckii, 816 nucleotides. RefSeq names its product accessory gland protein Acp32CD (gene Acp32CD). The coding region runs from base 18 to 746 and encodes 242 amino acids. The record is from RefSeq and is a predicted model, not a curated record. NCBI's taxonomy places the organism in Eukaryota, Metazoa, Arthropoda, Insecta, Diptera, Drosophilidae. The transcript has a single exon.